Messenger RNA from Fimicolochytrium jonesii, 5106 nucleotides. RefSeq lists its product as uncharacterized. Gene Ontology annotation, biological process: regulation of ARF protein signal transduction. The transcript has a single exon. Bases 283 to 4908 code for a protein of 1541 amino acids. Lineage: Eukaryota; Fungi; Chytridiomycota; Chytridiomycetes; Spizellomycetales; Powellomycetaceae. Gene Ontology annotation, molecular function: guanyl-nucleotide exchange factor activity. The record is from RefSeq and is a predicted model, not a curated record.
CCCCACAACACCUCUCCCAAACACACAACCAACCCCCAUUGACCUCGGGCAUUACCGGCUAGCUGCGUGGCUGCAUGCACUAUAGACAUAUAUAGACGCCCGCUCGCUGCACUGUAUGAUACAAACCUGGACAAAACCACUCCCACAGAACUGAGACUCCCCGCCAGACCUCAACGCGGGCAAAAGACAAUUCAUUCCCUCGGCAUUCCCGCUGACUGCGCUCGCUCCCAGCCGUGCAAGCCUCAUUCCCCACUCACAUAUACAUACGUUCCUCGGCACAGCAUGAGCCAACAAACGAACCCAGCAACAGGUGCCUCGCAGCCGCAGCCGCAGCCGCAGCCGCAGAACAACAGGGCGGCGGCUGUAGGGUUUCUCAGAAAACGAGGCACAGAACGAAAAGAGGCAGGAGCUCCAGCAGUCGCAGCGGCAGCAACCGCCGCUGUACCUUCCUCCUUGUCCAUACCCAGCAGCCAGGGGAAGCUCACACUGGACGAACUAGUCUCUCCUGGUCCGUGGAGCCCUACGUCGUCUAUUCCGCUGCCUGCUCAACCUUCAAGCUACCACCACACCCAGCCGCACGAAUUCGCCCUCUCCUAUCCACCGCCAACGACGUCCUUACACUUCAACAUCCACACGCAACCAGCUGCUGACUUUACGCCGAGCUUUAGUCCACCGGCGCCCUUACUGUAUCCAGCAGGCUACCAGGGGUUGGCGCAAAUGGAGCGGAUAUCAGUUAUGCUGCGGCGGAAGGAGGAGGAACUGCAACUGCAAAAGGAGGCAGAGGAACUCAACGAAACCACCUUCGAACGGAAACUGAGGAAGGUGGAAGAGGAUAGGAGGGGCGCAAAAUUGAUUGGCAGUGCACCGCCGGCGGCUUCAAAUGAUGCGGGGCGAAUCACCGAUCUGGAGUCGAUGGCUCGCCAGCGAAGUGAGCGCCGGAAAACGGUUUGGAGGUCGGCGCGACGGCCUACCGAAUUCGGUGAGGCUGCUAUUGUGCAUGCCGCUUUCGCUAUGGCCGCCGCGGCUAUGAGCGACAACGAGGACGAUGAGCAGGAUUUGACCUCAAAUUCAGCGCCGACUCGGUCAGAACCAAUCCAACGAAGUGCAUCGGCUUUCGAAUCGAGGCGGAGACCGCAUGCCAACACAGCAUUUCGGGAAGCGAUGGAUAACCGCAUGAUUGGGGAUGACCCGUCCACUGGGAGCGACGAUGCGAUGUCGCGGACACCUAUCCGCACGCGGCUAGAUCACAAAGGCAAUCUAAGCGUUCACAGCUCAUCUUCGUCGUUAGGCGGUGGGAUGGUAGUGCCAGUCCCAGGGCGAGGGAACAGGGAUGAGGAUUACCCCGCUGCCAUCAACGGAAGGGCUCAAGCACUUAGCGCCGCUGCGCUUUUUGGAACAUCGAUACCCAUGGCGGUUGAUCCAGCCUUACCCAUGCCAAUUCUGCCACAACCUCAUCCCAUGGGGCAUCCGCACAUGUCGCACCAGCAGCAACAGUAUCAGCAUCAGCAGCAACAUCACAUGCAGACGCUGCAAUGGCAGCAGCAGGCGCACGUGCAAGGGUCCGUCGGGAAUUCCCCCGAAGGAAGGUUCGAGGAAAGGCUCGAAAGAAGUAACAGCGGACAACGACCAGCAAGGCCACGCCCGCGGUUACAUAUCAGCCCCCCCUCGUUCGAACAACCCCACAACCAGUACCCACCCCGCAGUCCCCGCAGUCCCCGUAGCCCCCUUGCAUCCCCACACCCACACCCCGGACCCUUCGACUGGACGCGUGAGGAUACCGAACCUGGAAGAAAUCUGAGCGCAGACGCCCGCAAACGUUCGUUAGCACCUGACUUUCCCGUGCGCAAAGGCUCAAUACCAGAGCGUGGGUCGAGAAAGGGCUCUGCUGUGGAGAUCCUCGCCCUGCGUAAAGGGUCGACCCCAGAGAUCGUCGGUGCGCGCAAAGGAUCAGUUACGGCAGAUAUUGUCGGCGUGCGGAAAACAUCCACCCCGGAGUUGAACGAGAGCAGGACACGAGCGAAGACGCCGGAUUUACUGACUAUUCGGAAAACAAAGGUUGCUCGUAGUGAUGUAGCGGCUGCGAGGUUUGGGUCGUCGUUGGAUUCGGGGCAGGAGAGGUUGUUGCCGCAGCUGUAUACGCACCAGCGCUCGGCUGUCGCGCAACUCGACACGGCUUCGGAGCCUCCGACGCCGCGGGUCGCUGGGGACAGGCCGGUAGAACCGACUAGACUCGACAACGUGUCGUAUAGUACCUCGGGAUCGGUACUGGCAAUGAUGGUACCAAUUGACGGCUUACUAGAAUCAUCCACCUACAUAUCCCGAUCGGAAUCCUGCUCUACAUCCUCCUCAAGCAUCCCCCCGCUCCCCCUCCUCGAACCAUCCCGCAAGUUCCUCCACCAAGGCCGCGCCUGGCAGGUCAUCACCACCAGCACCGUCAAAGACCGCUACCUAUUCCUCUUCACCGACAUGCUGGUCAUCGCCAAACAACUCUCGGACGAUCCCAUCAACCCGCUCAACUCCACAUACCAGAUCAAGAACAUCAUGCCGUUGAACACGACCAACCAUAACGCGCAGCUGGUGCUUAAGGAUGAACGGUGGAAUUAUACUGCACGUGUACCGUCCCCGGCCGUCCGAACCACUGUGAAGAAGUUUGGAGCGAACCCGAUCAAAGCUAUUGCGUAUAUACUCGCCAAACGAGCGUUUCCGUGCACACCGGACGCCAUCGCGCAUUUCCUGCACGUCACCCCCGGGUUGAACAAACGACAGCUGGGCCGGUUCCUCGGCGUCCUGGAACACGCGGACAUCCUGCAAGCGUUCCUCUCCACCUUCCCCUUCAAGAACCAGCGGAUAGACGAGUCACUACGGCUGUUCUUGUCGACCAUGAGGUUACCGGGCGAUACGGCGGUGAUCGACCGCAUGCUCGACGCGUUCGCUCGGCAGUGGUUCCACGCCAAUAAAGACGGACGCGGGCAUACGGCUGAUCUGCAUCCCAACAUCAUCCUCCGCCUCGUGUUCGCCGUCAUGGAACUCAACGCGGAUCUCCACAACACCUACCCAACAUCCUCCUCCGCAACGAGCCCCACCACAGUCGUAGAAGACGACACCCACCCCGCGCCCCCACCCCGCGUCACCUCUCGUGAAUUCAUCGACAGGUUCCGGACGACCAUCAGAGCCGAAGCGGUCGCCGCGGGCGGGUACAACGGGGUGCCGUUGCCGUAUUCGACGGGGAUCAGUACGACGACGCUUGCGGAGGUGUAUGACAGUGUGCGGAGGGAGAAGGUGGAGAUGGCGGAGGUGGAUGCGGAUGCGGGGGGCAAGGUGGGCGUUUUGGUCGAGGUUGCUGGCGGGGGUGGGGGGAGCAAGGGGGAGGUGGUGUAUGGGGGCAAGCGGAGGCCCGUUUUCCACAGUCAUUCGCAUCAUGCGGCAGCAGAGGACGCGUAUGUGGAAACCGACCCACACCAUCACCCGCAACCGUAUAAUGAGGAAGACGCAGCCGACGAACCCGCUGAACGCGCCGAUGAGAACGAAGUGGACACUAACGGGACACCGGACGACGACCUGACCAUCCCACCCUUCCCCUCGCGCCUCACCUUAAAACAUACCUCCCCGCCCAUAUCCAUCUCCAUCCCCUUCCCGGACCCCCGGCUCCGGAUCCACCUCUACGGCCAAGACCUCCUCUUCACGCCCGCGGUACUUACAUUCGCAACCUCCAAUACGGCCACGUUCACGGUGAAAGGAACCGGGCUGGGGCGGAAGAUUGUGUUCAUGUAUAAGAGGGGAGGGACGGCGAGACGGUACAGGAUGACACCUGCGACGAGGCAGAUCACGAUUGAGCCCGCGUUUUUGAGACAUAGUUUCCAGUUGACGUUUUGGAGCGGGGCGGUGGGUGGCAAUGAGCGGAGUGGGAGCGGUCGAGCCGGUGGGGGGUUUAAAGCCCGCAGCCAUAACGGUAACGGCAGCUCCACGACCCUCCCUAUGAUGCACCGACUGGACUCGACGUUGGAGCUGCCUAUGUUGGCGUCCCCCGUCGCCGCACGGGACGCGGCGGCUGCGAACGCGGCGACGAAGAAGAAGUAUUUGUUUACGGUGUCGGAUUUCGAGACCCGCGCGGCGUGGAUGGAGGCGUUUGCGGUUGCGGGCUUGGUGCCGAGUAUGGGUGCGCGGGCGAGGGGGACUGUGGGGGAUGCGGCGGGGGGUGCGAAUAUGCAUGAGGGGUACCAUCGGUCUGUGCGUUCUCAUCAUGAACUGCAUCGUCAACAGCAGCCGCAGCAGCAUUCUUUCUCUGCGCACAGCCAUCAUCAUCGGGCGAUGGCUUCCCAGCAGCAGCAACAACCUCAACGUAAUCCCCAACGAGACCCUGCCCACUACCCCACCUACUCGGCAACUUACACGUACCCGACCGCGCCCAACUCCCCCCAACCACCUCCCCACCACUCCUCCAAGUCAUCGCAGUACCCCCAACCCCAGCACCACCACAUAUCCCACCCACUCUCCACGCAACCCCCGCCCACAUCCCCCGCCACCGUCCUCCACCACCCGCACCUCACAUCCCCUCCCCCACCCACAAAACGCAAACACCACCCCACCAAAACAGUCUCAGUAGCAACCACCCUCUCCUCAACCUCAUCCUCCUCAAACUCCUCCUCAACAACAACCACAACCACAACAUCCACCUCCACAUCCACCUCCACCACCCUCACAACCACCGCAAAAUCAUCCGCAUAUAGCCUAACAGACUCAGACACCCUCCCGUCCCACGUCGCCCACAGAGUCCUCAAAGAAGCCGUGCUGCCCGUCGAUAAAGUCGUCACCGCCCAACAGUUGGUCAGGAGCGUGUUGGGCAGCGCGAGGGUCGAGGUGCUGCUGGGCUUUUUGAGGGAGGGCGGCGUCAUGGAUACCUGGGUCUGAUGCGAUAGUUGGCGAGCGGAAUGACGAGGGGUCAUGGCGUAUUAACUCUGUAUUUUAUAUGUAUUAUAUUGUUUUGGGUCGCUUCGGGAACGGAGCCAUGGCGUACCUUUUUUUGUUGCCUAUAUAGACUUGUCCCCUUUUCUUAACUUUAUUCUUUGUUUUUUUGAGUGUUGGAAAAUGAGAUUUUCGAUCGGUGUC